Messenger RNA from Scomber scombrus (Atlantic mackerel), 1278 nucleotides. RefSeq names its product E3 ubiquitin-protein ligase TRIM62. Lineage: Eukaryota; Metazoa; Chordata; Actinopteri; Scombriformes; Scombridae. The record is from RefSeq and is a predicted model, not a curated record. The transcript has 6 exons. Gene Ontology annotation, molecular function: protein binding. Bases 1 to 1278 code for a protein of 425 amino acids.
AUGGCAGAAAAGGAAGCAAUAUCUGUUGGUAAUAGCCAGUCAACAGAGGCUCGGACAGUACAGAGUGGUCUUGCGGCGCCCUCUGUGGGAGCUCAGAGUGUACUGCAGGACGGACUGACCUUUACACUGGACUACAACAGUGACCAGGUUGUUCAGCCUUUCCCAAGAUCACCAAAACUAAAGAAGAAGAUAGCCAAAGCUGCACAACCCUCCCAGUUAUCCAGACUUAUAGAGGAACUGCAGGCAGAAAGAACCAAGAGUGAGGCUCACAUCCAGUCUCUGAAGAAACGCAAGGCAGAUCUGUCUAGGAGCACUGAUGUGAUGAAGCAGAAGGUUCGAGAGCGUUUCGAGCGCAUACGGCUCAUCCUGAAGCAGGACGAACAAGCGGUCUUGGACUCUUUGGAGCUAGACCUGAGGCAGACCAGGACCAGACUGGACCAGGUUCUCAAGGGCUGGACACAACACGUGGACCAGGUCUCCAAGAGCAUCAGCAGCACCCAGACAGCACUAAGCAAGAGCCCCGGGGCAGACAGUGAGGGUGUGUCUGAAAAUCUGAGUCAUAAGAAGCCAGAUGCCUCUGAGAGGGAAAUCCGACUGAAUGAAGAGAGAUUUGAAAGGCUCCUAAAAACAUUAUCCUCCAUCUCCAAAAGCCUGAAAGCCCAGCUGCAAAGGAAGACUCUACUGUUAGAUUGGUUGCCCAUGGUGAUUGACAGGCAAACGUGCCAUGGACAGAUAGUGGUGACCUCAGAGGGGCGUGGUAUGUCCUUCUCAGGCACCGUCCCCUCUGUUCCUGAGCACCCCCUGCAGUUUGAUAAGGUGUGCUGCGCUCUGGGCUCAUCUCCUGUCACAGUCGGACAGAGCUACUGGGAGGUGGACGUGCGCUGCUGCUCCACCUGGGCUGUGGGUGUAGCCUACAGCAACCUGGUAAGAAAAGGCCGGGACAAGGGCGCCAAACUAGGUCGAAACAGGAACUCGUGGUGCGUGGAGCUCCGGAACGGGCAUCUGUCUGCUUGGCACAACGACCGGCAUGUGGCGUGUCAGGGUGUCAGGCAAACGCUGGUGGAAAGAGUAGGAGUGCGGGUAAAUUACGAAAAGGGCAAGCUGACGUUUUACGACGCGGACAGCAUGUUUGUCUUGCAGACGUUUUCUGCAGCCGUGACGACGGUGUUUGACCGGGCUCAUCACCAGUUCACAGCACCUCUGUACCCCGCCAUACGCUUCCUGAGACCACCAGAGAACCAGACCUGGCCAAACCACCUGCAGCUCUGUCACCUAUGA